Molecule: messenger RNA, 2979 nt
Organism: Arctia plantaginis
Lineage: Eukaryota; Metazoa; Arthropoda; Insecta; Lepidoptera; Erebidae
Source: the annotation of a GenBank genome assembly
AUGCUAUUGUACCUAUUUCAGAAAAACGCUAAAUAUGACUGUGCGACGUGUGUUGCUUGGACUGAUCACUUUAUGACAAACAAUUCGAGCGUGACAAAACCAACCAUGACGGAGACUCUCGAUCCCCUAUCUCCAAGCACUAACAGCUUUGGCAGAACAGGUGUUAUGACCAAACUCAGGAUGAGGUUUGGAAGGGCACCUGUAAGCAGACCAGCCGGAGAUGGAUAUGUGGAGUUCGGCGAGUUCCGCUCCGAGCGGGCGGGCGUCAAGAAGGUGGGCACCUUCGCCGGGGUCUUCUGCCCCGUCGUGCUCUCCAUGUUCAGCGCACUCGUCUUCAUUCGGAUGGGCUACCUGGUGGGUAACGCGGGGCUGCUGGUGACACUGGGCCAGUUUGCUCUGGCGUACCUCAUCGUGGUGUUCACCGUCACCUCCAUCUGCGCCAUUUGCACCAACGGAGCCGUCGAGGGCGGCGGCGUUUACUUCAUGAUCAGCCGCACGCUGGGCCCGGAGUGCGGGGGGGCGGUGGGCUCGCUGUUCUUCUUCGCCAACGUCGUCUCCAGCGCGCUCUGCAUCUCGGCCUGCACCGAGGCGCUCGUCGAGAACUUUGGACCCAACGGGUACCUGGUGGGGUCGAACCCGGGCAUCCCGGACGGGUGGUGGUACCGCUUCCUGUACCGGACGAUCCUGAAUGCCAUCGGACUGGGCGUAUCGCUGGCGGGAGCGUCGCUGUUCGCACGCACCAGCCUCGCCAUUUGGGUCACCAUUCUCAUCUGUUUGAGUAGCGCACUAAUCAGCUUCUUCGUCACUCCACCAGCCAAGAUCGACAGCCCGGACACCAACCGCCUGGUGAACACGACAGCGUUCAACUACACGGGGCUGAGCUCGGCCACGCUCUACGAGAAUCUGUUCCCGUCGUACGCGCACGACUACACCGCGGACGGCCAGCUCGUCGACUUCGCCUCCGUCUUCGGCGUGCUCUUCACCGGCGUCACCGGCGUCAUGGCCGGCGCCAACAUGAGCGGCGAGUUGAAGAACCCGUCCCGCAGCAUCCCGUGGGGCACGCUGAGCGCGCUGGUGUUCACGGCGCUGUGGUACGUGGCGCUGAGCGUGCUCACCGCCGCCACGUGCUCGCGCGAACUGCUGCAGAACAACUACGUGUACCUGCUGCCCAUCAACGUGUGGCCGCCCUUCAUUGCCGUCGGUAUGUUGAUGGCCACUUUCUCCGCUGGACUGUCCAACUUGAUCGGAGCUUCCAGAGUGUUGGAAGCUUUAGCCAAGGAUAAUAUAUUCGGGUCCCUGCUGCGACCGAUGGUGUCUCGCAGUUCGAACCCGGUGCUGGCGGUGUUGACGUCAUGGCUGCUGGUGCAGAUAGGCAUCAUGGCGGACUCACUGAACGCCAUCGCACAGGUCAACUCCGUGCUGUUCAUGACCAGCUACCUCGCCAUCAACCUCUCCUGUCUCGGGUUGGACCUCGCCUCCGCGCCCAACUUCAGGCCGACGUUCAAGCAGUUCUCGUGGGUGACGUCGCUGCUGGGGUUCGCGGGGUGCGUGGCGCUGAUGUUCGGGCUGCGCGCGCUCUACGCGUGCGGCGCGGCGCUGGCGUGCGGCGCGCUCGUCGUGGCGCUGCACCUGCUCUCGCCCGCCGCCGCCGACCCCACCUGGGGCAGCCUCAGCCAGGCGCUCAUCUUCCACCAGGUGCGCAAGUACCUCCUGCUGCUGGACCCGCGGCGCGAGCACGUCAAGUUCUGGCGCCCGCAGAUGCUGCUGCUGGUCGCCUCGCCGAGACACUCCGCCCCGCUCAUCGACUUCGUCAACGAUCAGAAAAAGGGCGGGCUGUUCGUGGUGGGGCACGUGCGCGUGGGCGAGCUGUGCGGCGCGGGAGACCCGCUGGCCGACGAGCACAAGUACUGGCUCAAGCUCAUCGACCAUCUCAAGGUGAAGGCGUUCGUGGAGCUGAGCCUGGCGCGGUCGGUGCGCGAGGGGGCGGCGCAGCUGGCGCGGCUGGCGGGGCUCGGCGCCAUGAAGCCCGACACCGUGCUGCUGGGCUUCCGCGACGCCGCGCCGCCCAGGGACUUCUUCAGGGACCCGGUGUCCCCGUACAAGACGGAGCAGUUCGACCUGGAGUGCGGGGAGGUGAUCUUCCCCCCGCGCGGUCCCCUGGGGGCGCGCCUCUCCGCCGCGGAGUACGUGCGCAUCGUGUCCGACGUGCUGUGCGUCAACAAGAACGUUUGCCUGUGUCGACACUUCCAUCGGCUCGACAUGGCCGCCGUCGAACGGAGGUGUCCGUCGCUGAAGUACAUCGACGUGUGGCUGGUGGAGCUGAUGGCGCCGAGCUGCGAGGAGCCGUUCACGGUGCGCGGGCUGUUCGCGCUGCAGCUGGCGGCCGUCGUGCGCUCGGCGCGCGGCUGGCAGCACCUCGCGCUGCGCCUGCGCGCCGUGGCCGGGCCCGCCGCGCCCCCCCCCGCCCUGCUCGGUAACCUGCCCCCGCCACUCGCGCCGGCCUCGCUCUCGUCGCCGUCGAUCAACGCUCGUUUAUUAUUGUUUACAGAAGCAGGUCGGACGGUGACCCUGGGGCCUCCCGCCCUGGCCGGCCUGGCGCCCGCCGCGCCCUACGCGCUGGGGGAGCGCCUCGAGCGAUUGACUAAGCUGCUGCGGAUCAACGCCACCACACACAUAGUGAACGAGUGGCCCGAUCCGCAGGAGUUCAGCCGCCGCGGUAGCGACGAGGGACGCGACACCUACCAGAAUGUAUCGCUCGAUUACCUUCAAGUAGUGAACAGCAUCAUCAAGCGCAGCUCGGAGGCGACGGCCGUGACGUUCGUGCAGCUGCCGAGCCCCCCCCCACUGUCGCCCCAGGGCUCGCCCAGCGACGACCUUGUCUGCGAACAGUACCUCAAGGUGCUGGACGAGUUCACGAAGGAGCUGCCGCCCACCAUCCUGGUGCGGGGCCUCAAGUCCGUCACCUCCACCUCGCUCUAA